Molecule: messenger RNA, 3634 nt
Organism: Rhinolophus ferrumequinum (greater horseshoe bat)
Lineage: Eukaryota; Metazoa; Chordata; Mammalia; Chiroptera; Rhinolophidae
Gene: BAIAP3
Product: BAI1 associated protein 3
Exons: 34
Coding region: 140-3598 (1152 amino acids)
Source: RefSeq, a predicted model, not a curated record
UGGACCUGCUGCGCUCAGUCGUCGGCGCCAGCGGCUGCUACGGUGGCAGCGGUCGCUGCCCAGGGCGUCCCGGGGCCCGUGCGAGCGCGGCGCCCGCAGGACCACGUCCCCGCCCGCGCCCAGCCCACGGUCGCCCACCAUGUCCAGUUUGCUGGAGAUCAAGAGCAGUGUGCUCAGGCAGGUGCAGGCCUGUCCAUCUUUCCGCCGGAGGACGGAGGAGGAGCUGGGGAGUAGCAGCACUGACCCGCAGGAGCCUGCCACGGGGGCCUGGAAACCUGGGGAUGGCGUGGAAUUCUUUGCCCAGAUUCGCCUCAUCCUGAAGAAGAGGGAAGGCAGACGGGGCCUGCCGUGCCCUGAGGUCCUCUUGUGCAGUGGUUUACCAGCCCCCGCUGAGCCUGUGGACCCCAACCGUGGCUUAAGAGCCCUGACCCAGGAGGAGGUAGAGAUGCUGUAUGAGGAAGCCUUGUACACCGUAAUUUACCGUGCAGGGACCAUGGGCCCUGACCAGGUGGACGACCAGGAGGCCCUAUUGGGCUACCUUCAGCAGGUGUUCGGUACCAGCCCCAAGGAGCAUGAAGAGGCCCUUGAGCGCGUGAAGAAGGCCAAGGCCCCCACCUAUGCCUUGAAAGUCUCCGUCCUACGUGCCAAGAACCUGUUGGCCAAAGACCCCAACGGUUUCAGUGACCCAUACUGCAUGCUGGGCAUCCUGCCGGCUUCGGGGGCCUCCCAGGAGCCAGGCCCGCACAAGGAGCAGCGCUUCAGCUUCCGCAAGGGUGCCAAGCGUGGCAACCCACUGCCGGCCAAGUGCAUCCAGGUCACCGAAGUCAAGAGCAGCACCCUGAACCCUGUGUGGAAGGAGAACUUCCUCUUUGAGAUUGAGGACGUCACCACGGACCAGCUACACCUGGACAUCUGGGACCAUGAUGACGACGUGUCCCUGGUGGAAGCAUGCAGAAAACUAAAUGAAGUCAUUGGCCUAAAGGGCAUGGGCAGGUAUUUCAAACAGAUUGUCAAGUCGGCCCGUGCAAAUGGGACAGCUGGGUCCACGGAGGACCACACUGACGACUUCCUGGGCUGCCUCAACAUACCCGUCCGGGAGGUGCCUGUGGCUGGGGAGGAUCGCUGGUUCAAGCUGGAACCGCGCUCCAGCGCCUCCCGCGUGCAGGGAGACUGCCAGCUGGCCCUCAAGCUGAUCACUACACAGAGGGACACAGGCAUGAGCCAGCGCGGGCGGUCGGGCUUCCUGUCCUACCUGCUGCUGCUCAGUCGUCUGCUGCAGUUCGAGCACCCAGCCCAAGAGCCCAACUCGAGCAGCUGGCGGGGAGAGCUCAGUGGACCAGCGGCCACCGUGCUCUGCCUGCACGGCGCGCAGAGCAACUUGUCGGCGCUGCAGCUGGCGGUGCUGCACUGGCAGGUCAGCAGCCGUCACCAUCAGACCCGCACCCUGGACUACGGCUACCUGCUGGGGCUGCUGGAGGACAUGCAAGCGCACUGGCAGGAGGCGGCCUCGUUGCCCCAGGAGCAGGAGGAGAGUCUGGCCGACAGCUUCUCUGCCUUCUCCGAGUUCGCGCUGCGGUUGCUGCGCCAGCUCCGGGACUACUUCCCCGCCACCAACAGCACAGCGGUACACCGCCUGGAGCUGCUGCUGAAGUGUCUGGACAAGCUGCAGCUCUUCCAGCCUUCCUUUGAGAUCUGCCCCUUCGAGACUGAGCUAAACAUGGAUAUUGCUGCCGCCCUGAAGAGAGGCAACCGGGAAUGGUAUGACAGGCUCCUGAACACCAAGAGUCCUCGAGAGCAGCCAGGGCUGCAGCGCCUUGCUGGGCUGGUCGAGCUGGUGGACGCUGUCUACGAGGACCUGCAGUCCUGCUAUGGCGUCUAUGCCAGCCUCUUCCACAGCAUCAUCAAGAUCGACUUCUUCACUCUCACCUUCCGGCAGCUGGAGCGUCUGGUGGCCGAGGAGGCAUGGGUGCUGACGGAGGAGCUGAACCCCAAGAUGCCCCUUGAGGUGGCCUCACGGCUCUUUGAGCUCUACCUGACCCUGGCAGACAUCCAGCGUUUCUGGAGCAGCAUCCCGGGCCGGGAUAGCCGCUCCCUGGCCCUGGCUGGCAUCCACGCCCCGUUCCUGCCCGCCGUGAAGCUUUGGCUGCAGGUGUUGCGGGACCAGGCUAAGUGGAGACUUCAGGGAGCUGUGGAUGUGGACACACUGGAGCCCAUGGACACCUCCUCCAAACACAGCAGCUCUGCGGCUACCGCAAGUCUAUGCUUCAGCCACAUCCAGGAGCUGUGGGUCUGCCUGGCAUGGCCGGACCCUGCCCAGGCCCAGGGACUGGGCACCCAGCUCAGCCAGGACCUGUGUGAGGCCGCCCUCCUCUACACUGAAUUGUUGCGGAAGAAGGUGCACGCUCAGCCCGGGGCUGCCGGCGAGGCAGUGAGCGAGCCGCUCUGUGUGGUCCUCAACAACGUGGAGCUCCUGCGCAGAGCCGUGGGCCAGGCCCUGCGUGGCCUGGCGUGGCCGGAGGGGCCCUCAGGGCUGGAGGCGGGGCUCCCGCGCCCCCUGCUCAGCUGCGUGCAGGCCCUGGAGGAGGACCUGCAGAGGGAGGCCCGCACCGUGACUGCGCACCUGACCUCCAAGAUGGUGGGUGACAUCAAAAAGUAUGUGCAGCACAUCAGCCUCUCUCCUGACUCCAUCCAGAACGACGAGGCCGUGGCCCCGCUCAUGAAGUAUCUGGACGAGAAGCUGGCCCUGCUGAAUGCUUUGCUGGUAAAGGAGAACCUGAACAGGGUGCUAGAGGCCCUCUGGGAGCUGCUCCUGCAGGCCAUUCUGCAGGCGCUGGGCGCCAACCUUGACGUCUCUGCUGACUUCUACAGCCGCUUCCACUUCACGCUAGAGGCUCUGGUGACUUUUUUCCACGCGGAGGGCCAGGGUCUGCCCCUGGAGAACCUGAAGGAUGGAAGUUACAAGCGGCUGGAGGAGGAGCUGCGCCUGCACAAGUGUACCACCCGCGAGUGCAUCGAGCAGUAUUACCUGGACAAACUCAAGCAGAGGUCCCUGGAGCAGAACCGGUUUGGGCGCCUGAGUGUCCGCUGCUCCUAUGAGGUGGCCGAGCAGCGGCUGGCAGUGGAGGUGCUGCACGCUGCUGACCUGCUCCCCCUGGACGCCAACGGCCUGAGUGAUCCCUUUGUGAUCGUGGAGCUGGGCCCACCACAUCUCUUCCCGCUGGUCCGAAGCCAGAGGACCCAGGUCAAGAGCCGGACACUGCACCCCGUGUAUGACGAGCUCUUCUACUUCUCUGUGCCUGCAGAGGUGUGCCGGCGCCGUGCUGCCUGUGUGCUCUUCACCGUCAUGGAUCACGACUGGCUGUCCACCAACGACUUCGCAGGGGAGGCGGCCCUCAGCCUGGCCAGCAUCGGUGGCAUUGUGCGGUCCCAGGUGGGCGGCGGCGUGAGGGCCGGGCAGCCCAUCACCCUGCAUCUGCGGAGGCCCAGAGCCCAGGUGAGGUCCACGCUGAGGAUGCUGGAAGGACGCACCAACCGGGAGGCGCAGGAGUUUGUCAAGAGACUCAGGGAGCUGGAGAAGUGCAUGGAGGCAGACCCCUGAGCCCCCCGCAGCUGCCAGCCCCAGGCCCUCCCCCGA